Oncorhynchus kisutch (coho salmon) is the source of this 2885-nucleotide messenger RNA. Its product is annotated as tetraspanin-15-like. Lineage: Eukaryota; Metazoa; Chordata; Actinopteri; Salmoniformes; Salmonidae. Bases 1058 to 1936 code for a protein of 292 amino acids. Gene Ontology annotation, cellular component: plasma membrane. The transcript has 9 exons. The record is from RefSeq and is a predicted model, not a curated record.
AUGGAACGUGGCCCGGAAGUUGCUAUUGUUUGUGAGGGUACAUUUAACCUGAGUAAAUAAGCUAAACGAAGGCGUUGACGUACUUGUGUAAAAAUAGAGAUGUUUUGAAAAUUCUAUCGGAUAUUAUAGUUAGCUAACUGUGGCUAGCUGAAAUAGCUAAUUAGGUCAGUGUUGGUAUGCGUCUACUAGCAUAGAUAGCUAACGUUAGCUAAAUUGGGUUCUUAGCUUGAAACUAGCUUGCUUCUUCAGCUACCAAGCAACAUGCCUUCGUACAAAGCAGUGAGGAAAAGCAACCGUUUCUAUUAUUUCAUCAAAUUCACCUUAAAUAUCUACUCAAUGCUCUUCUCGGCCGGCACCCGUCUCACUUGGCCAUGGCUCCGGCGGACCUACUCGAAUGUGGAGACUAUUCUCAUUGACCAACAUUUAAGGAGUGGCAGCCCGACGAGAUUGCAAUUGACAUAAUAUGUCCAUAAACUUUUCAAAUUAUAUUACAUCCUUGCCUUACCUUUCAUUGUGGCUGACAAGUGACAUUCUUGCUCUGCAAAUUGCAAGACCGUAACACAGCUAGCCAGCUAACUGUGCUAGCUAGUAACAUUAGCAUAUCAAAGAUGAAUAUAAAAUCUAUAACCCCUCCAAUAUAAAUAGAAAUGUACAUUUUUUUUUUUACUUAGUUAUUUUUUAAACAUAGUAGGCUUCAUUCGAACAUUACCUUCGAAUUCAGGUGAUAAGGAGCCAAGGCAAGGCACAGCCCAUGUUACUUUUCAGCUGGCAUUUACAAAACAAUGGCUAACUUAAACACCUUCUCACAAACCAAAAGUCUUGAAUGAUGUAGAGGUUGUUGGUUCUGCUCACCACAAGUCUUUAGUGUCACACUCCUGACGGAAACACAAUGACACUAGACCUACUUUAACAACACUGGCGGCCCACUGGUGUGGGGCUCCUGGGCCUGUGUGUGCUGUGCGUGGGGGUGUACGCGGAGGUGGAGCGCCAGAAUAACCGUACCCUGGAGGGGGUGUUCCUGGCCCCCGCUGUGGUGCUCAUCCUGCUGGGCCUGGUGAUGUUCACCGUCUCCCUGGUGGGCAUGGUGGGCUCCCUCAGGGACAACAAGACCCUGCUACACAUGUUCUUGUGUGUUCUGUGUGUCCUACUGUUCCUGCAAGUUGUGGCUCUCAUCGUUGCACUCAUCUUUGAGAAGAAGACAUCAGCCUUGUUCCAAAGCAGCAUACGAGAGGGAAUUAAACACUAUUACGAUGAUCUGGACUUCAAAAACAUCUUGGACUUUGUGCAACAGAAGUUCUCUUGUUGUGGUGGGGACGAGUACAAGGACUGGGGUGUCAAUCAAUACCAUUUCUGCAAUGGCACCGGGCCGCUGGCCUGUGGCGUUCCUUAUACAUGUUGUGUCCGCCACAAGGUGGGAGAGGUUGUCAACACUCUUUGUGGUUACAAGACUCUCAGCCAGCAGCGUGAGGUCCUAGAUGAGGUGAUUCAUGUGCGAGGCUGUAUCCAUGCUGUCAACCUGUGGAUGGGCGACAACGUGGGAGCAACUAUUGGGCUCUGCUGUGCCUUAGGUCUGCCACAGCUAAUGGGCAUCGUGCUGAGCUGUAUGUUCUGGAACCUGCUGGUGGAGAUGAAUGAGUCCAUGGACAUGGUGGACUUCAAGAUCCUCAAAAGAGCUGGCUUUGAGUACAGCGAGCUGGACCUGGCUGGUGCUGGCUGCUGCCUGUGUCUGCCCAGAGACGGAGGCUACCUCCCCCUGCCAGCUUUAGACCCCAUCUUGUCUGACCCUGACCUAAAGCCCAUCCCCAUCCGAGUCCAGCGACCCCUGCCCGUCCAGGUCCAUAGGCCCCUGGCCCAAUCCCUCCAAGACCUCAAGCUAUCUGGGCUUAGACUGGACGAGGUAGACAUUGGGCGGAAGCAGAAAAGAAGGGAAUAUUAAGUUUUGAAUUAUUUUUGAAUUUAAUUUAUAUUUUGGUCUUGUUUUGGUCUCUGUGUUUGUUGAAGGACAGGUUAGACCUGUUGCACUAUUUGGUGGUCAAACCAAUCAAUGGUCAUUAACUGACAUGAUCACAGGUUAUAAUGGCCACGUUCCUAGCUGGCUACGUUGCAUACGCAUUCCAGAUCUCAAUGCCUGGAUAGGUGUUUAACAUAUCAGCUAACCACAUGAUAUGAUAUAGCAAACUGACUGCGCAGUUGAUGAUGUGGCACACAUCCAUUGGUUGAUGCAAUGCAUGCAGUUGGCCUGGAACCCAACCAGAGGUUGGGCACUUUGGAAAGGCAUUAUUGGAGCAAUUGUUAUCCUGUUUUUUAAAUAUUUGUUAGUCUUUCAAAGAACAAGAUGCUGCAGUGGUUUUUAGACACUAAUUUAACAGUUUGUUUUUACCUUUUUCUAAAUGGAGCUUUCAAAUGGAGCUGUGGUCUUAUUUUGACAUUUCCUCAAAUUUGUUGCAGGUAUUUUAUAAAUCUUUUAUUUUGAACUGUGUCUCAUGUGCUAAAGCAUACCUCAGGCUGUAUUCAAAUGGCCCAAUAGUCAGAAGACAAUUCACAUCAUGUUUAUUUACUAUACCGACUUGACAUUUUUUUUGUUUGAGAUGAUCAUUCUAGUCAGAGCAGAGGAAUGGGAGUAGCCAAUCUUAUCUUGCUUCGAGUGCAAUGUCUGUGAAGGAUGUGUAGCCUGUUUUCUUUUUUGUAUGAACUCUUUGCUUCCAUUUGUACCGGUUUGUACAGUGCCUUCGGGAAGUAUUCAGACCCCUUGACCUUUUCCACAAUUUUGUUAAACUACAUCCUUGUUCUAAAUUAUUAUUAGAUUUUUUUUAUUUUUAUAAUCCCUCUGCAAUCUACACACAAUACCCCAUAAUUACAAAGUGAAAACCCGUUUUUAGAAAUGA